This is a messenger RNA of Zasmidium cellare ATCC 36951, 933 nucleotides long. RefSeq lists its product as uncharacterized. NCBI's taxonomy places the organism in Eukaryota, Fungi, Ascomycota, Dothideomycetes, Mycosphaerellales, Mycosphaerellaceae. Gene Ontology annotation, biological process: catechol-containing compound metabolic process. Bases 1 to 933 code for a protein of 310 amino acids. The transcript is spliced from 7 exons. Gene Ontology annotation, molecular function: ferric iron binding; catechol 1,2-dioxygenase activity. The record is from RefSeq and is a predicted model, not a curated record.
AUGAACGGCGUCGACAAGAACCAUGCGCUUCCGGCUGGCGGCCUGGGACACGCCUACACCGAACAGGUCAUCAAGUCGAUCGGGCCCAAGACAGACGCCAGAUUGAAGAAAGUCAUGACCUCUCUCAUUCGCCAUGUCCAUGAUUUCGCCAGAGAGGUUGACUUGACCUUCGAUGAAUGGAUGGCUGGUGUCGAGAUGAUCAACUGGGCCGGGCAGAUGAGCACGAACAAACGCAACGAGGGACAAUUGCUGUGCGAUGUCAUUGGAAUAGAGUCCCUGGUCGACGACAUUACGUACCGCAAGGCUGCGGAGGCAACCGACUCGGCCACAGCAUCAGCUGUUCUGGGUCCGUUCUGGCGACACGACACUCCCUUGCGUGACUUUGGUAGCUCCAUCACAUUCAACACGCCUUCUGAUGGUCAAGUUGCCUAUAUUCAUGGGACCGUCACAGACGCAAAGACCAAGGAGCCACUAGCCAAUGCCUUGGUCGAUGUGUGGCUGGCUUCUACGAAUGGACUAUAUGAGCAGCAAGAUGACGAUCAAGUUGAACACAACCUCAGGGGCAAGUUCCUGACUAAUGAGAAAGGGGAGUACGUUUUCUACAGUCUUCGUCCAACCCCAUAUCCUGUGCCUUCGGAUGGACCAGGAGGAAAGUUGAUACAGCUUCUUGAUCGACCUCUUUACCGUCCUGCACACAUUCACUAUAUUGUCACCGCCGACGGCUACAAACCAAUCACCACACAGGUCUUUGACUCGGAGUCCAAGUACUUGGAAAAUGAUGCGGUCUUUGCGGUGAAGGAUGAAUUGGUCGUCAAAUUCGUGCCCAGGAAGGGAGACCCUCAAGCCGAGUUGGAGCUAGAAUACAACAUUUCUCUGGCUAAAGAGGGCGAACAGGGCGUGUCUGACAAGCCGCUUGCUCAUCCAGGAUAUUGA